AUGGCAUCUACUCCCGUCAACACCACAGUCCCCAAAACUGCCCAUGCACAUACACAACUUCAUCCUCGCCUACACCGCACAGCAGCUGAUCCCCGACCCGUAGUUCUAAUGACCUGCGGCAUCGCAGGUUCCGGGAAGUCGUCACUGGCUCACUCCAUCGUCUCUGCAUAUCCAUCCUUCCACCGUCUCUCCAUCGACUACUACGUCUAUUCCCACCACGGCCUCUACGACGUCGACUACCCCAAAGAACGAUGCGAGGAAUACCAGCUCGAAGCCGAAAAAGCCCUACGGGCCGAACUGAUCACCGCCUUAACCGCAGGACAGGUAGAUCUGGUGCUUGACUUUUCGUUCGCGUUCCGCGCGGUGCGUGAGGAGUGGAAGAGAUUGAUUGAGGGGUUGGGAGGGAGAUGGGUAUUGGUGUUUUUGGAUGUUGACGCUGCUGAACUCCGACGGAGGGUUCAGGCUCGGAAUGAGCGGGUCGAUAAGGAUGGCGACUCGGCAUUUUAUGUCACGGAGGAGAUCUUGGAAGGGUAUCUGAAGGGAUUUGAGAGACCUCAUGGGGAGGGAGAGAUUGUGCUGUGA
Molecule: messenger RNA, 582 nt
Organism: Aspergillus nomiae NRRL 13137
Lineage: Eukaryota; Fungi; Ascomycota; Eurotiomycetes; Eurotiales; Aspergillaceae
Product: AAA family ATPase
Exons: 2
Coding region: 1-582 (193 amino acids)
Source: RefSeq, a predicted model, not a curated record